CCACACACACACACACAAACACAAGCCCCCACACACCAGCCAACGUGGAGGUGGCCGGCGACUCAUCAGGUGCUGCGUCCGAGAGGCUCGAGGUGGAAGCGGCGGAGGGAACUGAAUUUGAUAUUGGGAGGGCUGGAGAGGGUUUGGAUGGUCGGGGAGCAGCUCUGCUCUGCCAGGACCUGGGAAAUUCAUUCAAGCCAACUUUGGAGGAGAAUGUAGACUUCAAUCAAUUCACAGCGGCGAUAUGGAGACGAACUCAAUCAAGUGGGUUGGUUCUCCGUGUGGUUUACACGGACCCUACAUUUUCUACAAAGCUUUCAAAUUCAAUCUUGAAGGGAGACCAAGAAUUUUGUCCCUUGGCGACUUUUUCUUUGUAAGAUGUAAGCCAGAAGAUCCGAUUUGCAUAGCAGAACUCCAGCUGUUGUGGGAAGAAAGAAAUAACAAUCAACUUUUGUCGAGUUCCAAACUUUAUUUUCUUCCUGAAGAUACACCCCAAGGAAGGGCAGUCGACCAUGGAGAGGAUGAAGUUGUGGCUGUUUCAGAGAAAGUAGUUGUGAAGCUGGAUGACCUGCUGAAAUGGGCGUGCUCAGAUUUCAGCACAUGGACACGGGGCCUUGGGGCGGUGCCACUGAAAUCCGCAAAGAGAAAAGAGCUGGAGAUGAAUAGACAAAAGGAAGCCCUCCAUCACUACAGGCAAUGUACCCUCAACAUGGGCCUCAAUUUCAAGGAUGUGUUAAAAGAAAAGGCUGACCUCGGUGGAGAUGAUGAUGACGACGAUGAUAUAAAAGUUAUUAUCCUCAGUUACCCACAGUACUGUCGCUAUCAAUCCAUGCUUAAAAGGAUUCAGGACAGAUCAUCUUCCUGGCUAGUGGACGAAUUUGUGAUGGCUUUGGGCGGCAUUGCAAUAUUAAAUGAAAGUACCCGAAUUCUGUACUGCCGUGACACAUUUGAUCAUCCAGCUUUAAUAGAAAAUGAGAGCAUUUGUGAUGAAUUUGCACCAAACCUAAAGGGCAGACCUCGCAAGAAAAAGCCCGGCUCACAACGACGCGACUCACAAGCUCUGAAUGGACUGAAAGAUUCCAAUGAUGAUUCAGAUGGAAAGAACAUUGCCAAGUCAAAAUGUGAGUCUAAAGCUAUGAUGGCAAAACCCAAAAAUAACAACAGCAACUGCAAAAACAUCACAAGUCAUGAAAAAACAAAGACUGCAUCAGGUGAUGAGUGCAGAGCAGAGGAGCAGGCUUUCCUUGUUGAACUCUACAAAUACAUGAAGGAAAGAAGCACUCCAAUAGAACGGAUCCCUUAUCUUGGAUUUAAACAAAUUAACCUUUGGACUAUGUUUCAAGCUGCUCAAAAACUAGGAGGAUAUGAGGCGAUAACUGCACGUCGUCAAUGGAAACAUAUUUAUGAUGAAUUAGGUGGUAAUCCUGGAAGCACAAGUGCUGCUACAUGCACUCGCAGGCAUUAUGAGAGACUGAUCCUGCCGUAUGAAAGAUACAUAAAAGGAGAAGAAGACAAGCCUCUACCGCCAGUUAAGCCUCGAAAACAGGAUAACAGCCCCCAGGAGAGUGAAAGUAAAAUGAAGGUGGUGGGAACAAAACGCAAAAUUGAACAAAACAGAAAAGGCAAGAAAGAAAAAGACGCCACUCAGAAAAUCAAGGAUUCCUCUGGGGUGACUUUAGCUAAAGAAGGCAGCCAAGAGAUUGAUAGUCCUAAACAUGGUGUGGCUUCAACACAGGAAAUGGCAGUGGACCAGUUGCAAAAGGAAACAGAAGGACAACAGUGCCACAUCUCAGCAGAUGGGCCAGAUGUGAAAGGAAGCAGACUUGAAGAAAAAAUGGCUUCUUUGACCAACAAAGCCAGUAAUGAUAAAUCAAAAGAAAAAGAAGCUCAACAGCUAUUUUUGCCUCCAGGCCCCACAAUCCAUUCAGGAGAUGUUAACACACAAAACGCAAGUGAGGGACAGCCUAGUCUAGAAACGGAAAUCACUACAACAACCUGCCAGGAAAUUAAAUCACCAAAAAAUGCAACUGAGACACUUGGAGAUGAACUUCAACAAAACUCUACCAACAUUGAUACAGCUGAAACAUAUGCCCAUGUAUCAACUAAAAAUAAUGGUCUCGAUCAGGGAUCAGGUGAAACAACAGAAUAUAUUGCAAACUGCUCCAUUAAGGUUGAUCAAUCGCCAAAAGAGGAAUUGGAAACCCAGGUUGGGAACAACCAGUUACAAAAUGCACAUAGACAGCAACAGGUACAGACAGCAAGGAUUGCCACAAAUCCUUCUCCAGAAGUGAAUACAGAAAAACAGGAGUUUAUUUCAGUAAAAAACGAACCUUCCCCAAGCUACAUGCCAUUGGUAUACUCCAGAGGAAACCCUGGGAUCAUGUCACCACUGGCCAAGAAAAAGUUAUUAUCACAGGUCAGUGGAGCUUUGCCCAAUAAUUAUUCUCUUGGAACUCCGCCACCAUUAAUUAGCAGUAAAAAAAUUGUCGAUAGUGGAGAGGAAAUGGUUACAACGGAAGCAAAUUUUUUACAAGGCUCUUCAUCAGAUACCAUGACCAUUAACAGACCUUCUGUGAUUCAGCAUGCACAUAGUUUUCAGAAAAGACAUACUGAUGAGAGAAAAUCUUCAAGUGAAGCAUUUCAACAUGACGGUUUAAAUAAAUUGUCAGAUUCAGAGUCUGGUUAUCUCUCAAAUCAUCAUUUUAAUUCCCUAGACUCAUAUAAAAGCAGUGUUCCCUACCCAUUCUAUUCUGAAUCUCAGGACAAUGAAAGUUGUGAGAGAAGAUUACCCCAACCGUCACAUGUAUCUAGCUUUCUAGCCGACUUUUACUCCUCCCCUCAUCUGCACAGUCUUUACAGACAUACAGAACACCACCUUAAUAAUGAUCAAACAUCAAAAUAUCUUAGCAAUAUCCAAAAAGAUAAGAGUUCCUCAUUUGUACAACAUAAAAACCAGGAAAAGAUGUAUUUAAAUUAUCUUUCAACUUUGCAUCAACAAGAAAAGAGAUGCCAACUGAAACCUCCCACUGAUGACCAGCCAACUGACUUGAGUCUUCCGAAGCUGAAGAAAACAAUAUCUAAGAACUUCGUAAACAAUACCCCUUAUUUAUCAAUACACCCAGAAAAUAAACACACAUCAGCAAGUAGACUAGUAUCAAACAGUGACUGCAAACCUAAGUCUUGCCGUGUUCCUCCAAUGACAAUCUCAACCAAUAAGAAAACCAGUGAACAAACUGUGCAGCUUUCUGGAAAGUUGGAAGAAGUGGUCAGACCAAUAAUGAGUUCCAAAGGUAGUUCGCAAAUUAUCGGGACCACCAAACCUAUCAAAAGGAAUCGUGAGGAUUUCGAUAAUGGUAACAAUGAAAGCCCUGAGAGAAAGUUACGAGCAGUAUCACCGUUACUUUCAUCAAAAGACAAGGCUCUGAAAGAAAAAGCAUCUGACCUAGAGGGUGAAUGCAGUAAAAUGUUGCCCUCUGGCAGUAUAUUAGAAGGCCACAAGUUCCCAAUGCCAACUCCUAUUUUCCCAGGAUUGUAUCCUGGAGCUUUUGUGUCUCAGGUCCAAGAUAUGUGUGAUGGUCUAGGUUCACGGUUUCCAGCUGGAUACGCUCAUCCCUUACAGUACUUGAAAAACCAGGCAGUGCUGUCACCUCUCAUGCAACCACUUGCUAUCCAUUCCUUUAUGAUACCAGCAAUGCAGAGACAGAUCCUUGCUUCUGGCACAAAUCCACAGCUCUAUAGACAUUUGUCUGCAGCUGCAACACCAGUAGCUGCUUCAUAUGGAGAUCUUUUGCAUCACAGUCUCUAUCCUCUAGCUGCUUUGAACCCACAAGCUGCAUAUUCCUCCUCUCAGGUGUCUUCUGUACACCCUAGCACAAAACUAUAAUUUCCUUACUUUUUAAUGUUGCUGCCUGAAAGCAGAACUGAAUUCUGAAGGUAUAGCAACAGUCGGACAUUCCACAAUGCAUAGUAAAAGUCUUUAAAUAAUCACAAGCUACACAUAAUUGGUUUGUAAACCUUUUGCACUUAUUUGGUGAUGUUAUAUAUCAUUUGACUUUAGUGCAUUCAAUGCAUAGUAAUGACAAUUUUUCUGUAUAUAAUAAUGACUGCAUCACAACACUAUCACGAUUGCAGCAUCAACACAUUAAAUUGACUGUAAAUAUUCACUACAAAAGUUUACAUAGCUACAUCCUUAAUUUAUACAAUUGUAGUUCAGUUUUAGUUUCAGCUUUAUUUUAUUUUUGGUGGUGGGGGGUUGUUUUCAGUAGUCUAAAAUGAUGGAUGUGUACUUAUUGUGUGCUUACUCCAGAGCAGGAUAGACAUAAUAACUACAGGAAGUCCAUCUGAACUUGUAAAUGUCUGUUUGGAUUCUUUUGAAUCCUUCUGUAGAUCCCAUGUGGUGAUUAAUUUCUACACUAUGUAAUAGUGCACCAUUGUUUUCCACUGAUUCCUAUGUAUUUGGUAUGUCUGCCAUCUACGUUAUUGUUAGGAGCUUGUCAUUCACAAUGAUAAAACAAUAAUUGUUUACAAAGGGUAAAAUGACUGUAAUUCAAGAAACACUUAACUCAGCUUUAUUAAUACUUCAAAGUAAAUGUAAAUAUUCAAAUUAAAUUUCUUUCUGGAUAUAGUUAAAUAACUUAAAUGGCGUCAUGGCAAAGUUUUAAGCCCACUGCCAUAAGCAGCUACUAAUUAUACAAGCUGAUUAUUUGUUUCUUGCUUUGUAUAUAAAAUGCAAGCACAUGAUAUGCUAGCUGUUGUCUGCAAUUGCUAUAUUCCAGAAAAAGAUGGUAAAAAUUUUACAUUUAGAUCUUGGCUGAAUCAUGCCUAUCUUGUGUUAAAUGUUACUAAAGCAUAGCUGCUGGGGCUCUUUCUGUGGUUGUGCAUAUAGUUGUAGCUAAUCAAUCCUUCACAAUAUUUGAAUCUAAAUCUCUAAUGUAAACAAAGCAGAUUUUAAAAAGAAUUAAAGUGAAGAUGGAUAACAACAUCAAAAAAUCGACAUCAACGUGGCAUUUGUUGCCAUUUUGUAGCUUUUGUAAUAAAACCCAUCCAGUUGAUCUCUUUUGUAAUAAAAGCCCUCCAGUCUAUCUCUUUUGUCUCUGCAGCUGUCAGUGAAACAUAAUAAGAUUUGUGCUGAAAUGCAGUUCUGGCUUUUUAUUUAACUUCUGGGUUUGGCCUCCAAUCAAUGGCAGCCUUUUGUUUUUCAUUUAGAGCUUGGAAAAUGUCACUUUGUGUUUAAAAGUGCUCUCAUGCUAAGUAAAUUAAACAUAGGCAAUACUUCCAAAGAAAGUCUUUUUUAAACUUAUUCAAACAUUUGCUUUCCGAGAACUUAACAUUUGGUUGCAAUAAUUUCUUUUCAGUUCUACACUAAACAUGUUUAACUGAUGCUUCAGUAUUACAUAUGGCUUUUUGGCAACCACACUGCUAAAUCAAGAACUAGCUGUGCCUUUUCAUUUUAACAACACAUUAAAACUUCAGUACUUAACCACAUAUGUUUGUCAAUGUUAUACCAUGGUCACAUCUGGUCUAGCUUUAAAAAGAGUAUUAUGGUCAUAAUAAGUAUUGUGAAAUCAGGAUAUAUUAUUUUUGUUGGUUUCCGUACAUGUGAUUAAAUGGGCACUUAUGAGAUUAUUUGUUUGAUUGUAGUUAUUAUUUACUGAAAUGUUUGUUCCAAAGUGGUUGUUUUUCACAAGGACACAUUGCUUAAUAUUUUCAGUGUAUGAAUCUUAUCAGCAAGAUAUUUAUACUGACACAUUCAUAUUAUAAUUUGUACUUUGUAAAUAAUGACACUUUGCAUUUUUAGUUAUUUAGCACAUUUUUUUCUGUAUGGUGAUUAUUUGUAUAUAGUAAAAAGUAAAGACUAGUAACAUUAAGAUAAGUCCUGAUAGUUUAAGGUUAUUGAGUAACCUUUACAUUAGGCUAAAACUUUCAAUCUAAUGUUGCUGAGCCAACUGUAAACACUAAGUUUUUGUAUGUUCUUAAAGUGUACUUCUUGGCAAAUGCUUUUGAUACUUUGUGCCAAUAGUUUAUCAAUCACAUAGCUGGCAAAAUAUUUUGUACUUUCUGAUUCACUGUUAUAUUUAAUAAAGUUUUACUACUUAA
Molecule: messenger RNA, 6096 nt
Organism: Callorhinchus milii (elephant shark)
Lineage: Eukaryota; Metazoa; Chordata; Chondrichthyes; Chimaeriformes; Callorhinchidae
Gene: arid5b
Product: AT-rich interaction domain 5B
Exons: 10
Coding region: 245-3883 (1212 amino acids)
Biological process (GO): regulation of transcription by RNA polymerase II
Cellular component (GO): nucleus
Molecular function (GO): transcription cis-regulatory region binding
Source: RefSeq, a predicted model, not a curated record